Zymoseptoria tritici IPO323 is the source of this 1305-nucleotide messenger RNA. RefSeq lists its product as uncharacterized. The transcript is spliced from 6 exons. NCBI's taxonomy places the organism in Eukaryota, Fungi, Ascomycota, Dothideomycetes, Mycosphaerellales, Mycosphaerellaceae. Bases 1 to 1305 code for a protein of 434 amino acids. The record is from RefSeq and is a predicted model, not a curated record.
AUGCCGGCGGAACUUCAUCAACCAGCGACUGCCGCGCCACCUGCGCAGGGAGCGAUGGCAAGCGCAAACGCCGCACCAAGCGCAUCGAACGAUCAGAACAGGGACAUCUUCGAGUUCUUCGAGUUGCCGAGGGAGCUCCGCGAUCUCAUCUAUGGAUACGCUGUUGAUGAAAAGUCCGCUCUCCAGUUCGCCGAUACCGAGUUCCAGCUGCGAUGCUGCGACGCUCCUUGUGUCAAUUUCCUGCUUGUUUGCCGACAGGUCAAACUAGAGUACAUGGAGACUUCCAACAAGUUCGGACCGACACUCGAGAUUUUCGACUUACUACAGGCAGUGGCGGAUCCCUCCGACAUCAAGUCACUCCCUGAACCGAUGCUACUUACUACUUCGCUGCACUUGCGCCUCACCUCGGAUUUGGAUGUUCAAGGCAAUAAUGAGAUGACCAGCCACAUGCACUGGGUCGCCAAAUUCCUGCCCAUGCUUCCACGGCUCGACCGGCUGGCAGUAACGGUCCUUUGCCCUGUCAAAGGCGCCUUUGGUACUGCUGAGAUGGCGCAUCAUCUGGCUCCGUGGUUGCGUCUACCGCACUUCAAGCAGAUCGAGGUGUACGAUACGAGAAAGGAGAUUUACUCACUGUCGGACAUCAUGGCGUACGAAAAUCUGAUGGAUCCUGGAACGCAAGAGCGGGCAGCGGAACAAGCUGGAGUGAUCGGUGUCGUCAUGCUAGAGACAGCGCAGAGCGGCGAUCGUGAGGCGAUGUGUCUACAAACCAAGAUGCUCCUGCUCGCCGCACCGCACGAUCGCAUCUGCUGUGCGCAUUAUGAUACGCAAUAUUUCACGGUGCUCAAUGAUCCAGACAAUCUCAACUCUCAAAGCUCGUCUUCACGAAUUCCGCAACUUGACCAUCUCUGCUCGAAGCAACACUCCGCUUGCGCAAAUAUGGUUCCUUUCCAACCGCAGACCCAUGCGUCUCCCAGCAUGGCGACCACGCCACACCAUCAGCAAGCACUCCCAGCUGCGCGACAGGGUUCACCAAACAUGGCCAUCGCAGCAGACGCAUCGAACCAUGAGGAUCGCAGCACCUUCCAUUUCUUCGAUGAUGUACCGAGGGAGCUGCGCGAUCUGAUCUACGAAUAUGCGCUUCACGCCCCACAGCGUUUCUUACUCGGCAAUUCCAAGUUUACCGUGCAGCCUCGCCGCGUUCCCUGCUCGCAUCUAUUGACGGUCAGCCGCCAGUUCAAGAGCGAGUACAUGAGCUGUAAUGGGUCAGGCAUAUCAUGUCUAUGCUCCCGCGUCUUCGAAGUCUGA